AUGGGGGCCCCAGGGAGGGUCUGGCUGGGGGCGCUCCUCUGCUGGGGGACCCUCGGGCUCCUGGAAGCCAACGAAGACGCCCGCCUCUUCAACACACUUUUUGCCAACUAUGACAAGAGCACACGGCCGGUGCGCAACGUGGAGGAUGUGGUGGAGGUGUCCAUCAAGCUGACCCUCACCAACCUCAUCUCGCUGAACGAGAAGGAAGAAACGCUCACCACCAACGUCUGGAUCACACAAGAGUGGUACGAUCAUCGCCUGGACUAUGCGAGUGAGGAUUUUGGUGGGGUUUCCGCCCUUCAGGUCCCAGCAGACCAGGUUUGGCUCCCGGACAUAGUCCUGGAGAACAACAUCGAUGGUCAGUUUGAAGUGGCUUAUUUCUCCAACGUCCUGAUCUACCCGGGGGGUUCCAUGUACUGGCUGCCCCCGGCCAUCUUCCGAAGCACCUGCUCCAUCGAGGUCACCUUCUUCCCAUUCGACUGGCAGAACUGUUCCCUCGUCUUCCGGUCUCAGACGUACAGUGCCCAAGAGGUGCAGCUGACCUUCGGCCUGGACGAUGAGGGGAACCCCCUCCAGGCGGUCCACAUUGACCCCGAAGCCUUCACAGAGAACGGCGAGUGGGCGAUCCAGCACCGCCCGGCCCGCAAGGUGCUGGCCCCUGUGCCCGGGAUCGAGGUCCCCGGCUACUCCGAGAUGCACUACUUCCUCAUCAUCCAGCGCAAGCCACUCUUCUACAUCAUCAACAUCAUCAUCCCCUGCGUGCUGAUCUCCUCCCUGGUGGUGCUGGUCUACUUCCUGCCCGCGGAGGCCGGGGGACAGAAGAUAACCGUGAGCAUCUCCGUGCUGCUGGCCCAGACGGUCUUCCUGUUCCUGAUUGCCCAGAAGGUUCCGGAGACCUCACUCAGCGUCCCCCUCAUUGGCAAGUACUUGAUUUUUGUGAUGGUCGUGGCCACCCUCAUCGUCAUGAACUGUGUGAUUGUGCUGAACGUCUCGCUGCGCUCCCCCAGCACCCACCUCAUGUCGGAGCGCCUCAAACACGUCUUCUUGGAGGUUCUUCCACGGUACUUGGGCUCCACCUUGGAACCGGCAGGCGAGGACCCUUGGGAUGCCCCCCAGGCACGCCGACGCAGCUCCUUUGGGAUCAUGCUGAAGGCAGAAGAGUACAUCCUGAAGAAGCCCCGCAGCGAGCUUCUCUUCGAGCGCCAGGGGCAGCGGCACGGCCUGCAGCGGAGACCCGGCUACCAGAUGCCCUACAGGCUUGACGUGCAAAUGACCAGCACUUUGUACAAGAACUUGGCCAAUGUGGCGCCAGAAAUCAAGGAGUGCGUGGACGCCUGCAAUUUCAUCACUGACACCACCAAGGACCAAAAUGCAGAGAGUGCGGAGAUGGAGAACUGGGUGCUGAUUGGACAGGUGAUAGACAAGCUGUGCUUCUGGGCCGCCAUCUUGCUGUUCAGCAUGGGGACCCUGGCCAUCUUUCUCAUGGGGUAUUUGAACAUUGUGCCCGACAACCCUUUCCCGGAGUAG
Messenger RNA from Euleptes europaea (tarantolino), 1527 nucleotides. RefSeq names its product cholinergic receptor nicotinic epsilon subunit (gene CHRNE). The transcript has 12 exons. Gene Ontology annotation, molecular function: acetylcholine-gated monoatomic cation-selective channel activity; transmembrane signaling receptor activity. Gene Ontology annotation, biological process: monoatomic ion transmembrane transport; regulation of membrane potential; signal transduction. The record is from RefSeq and is a predicted model, not a curated record. Gene Ontology annotation, cellular component: synapse; postsynaptic membrane; neuron projection. Lineage: Eukaryota; Metazoa; Chordata; Lepidosauria; Squamata; Sphaerodactylidae. Bases 1 to 1527 code for a protein of 508 amino acids.